Megalobrama amblycephala (Wuchang bream) is the source of this 2275-nucleotide messenger RNA. It is a transcript of the gene dazl, whose product is annotated as deleted in azoospermia-like. Gene Ontology annotation, molecular function: protein binding; mRNA 3'-UTR binding. NCBI's taxonomy places the organism in Eukaryota, Metazoa, Chordata, Actinopteri, Cypriniformes, Xenocyprididae. The transcript has 10 exons. The coding region runs from base 199 to 1014 and encodes 271 amino acids. The record is from RefSeq and is a predicted model, not a curated record.
CAUCUUUCAGCCACCAUCUAUAAAGUUCUCUGCUAUUAAUGUCGAGUUUAUUGCUGUAAAAUAGUUCGCGCGGCAAAAUCGCCAUCAAAGGAAAUCAGACUGUCGUCCAUUAAAUUAUGUGCAUCUGCCAGGAGAGCACAAAUGUUCGUCCAAUUAACUCAUUUUAGCCUAAAUGGCAAGAUUGCUUAAUGAAGAAACAUGAAGGUAUCGGGCCGCAUGAGGUCGAGCACUUUGAUGCUUUUUCAUCUAACGUUAGCAUUUCGGGUGACUUUGGGGUUUGUAUUUAGGGAAUCGGUAACAAAACGUGAGGCCUUCAAAUCUAAGAUGUAUCAGGGCGUUAAGCUACCCCUGUGCCUUAUAUGUGGGCUAUAUUCACAGGAUAUCCAGAAGCACCGUCAGGGCUUCCCGUCCUCUCUGAAGUUGUCUAACGGUUAUAUUUUACCCGAGGGCAAGAUGACGCCCAACACACUGUUUGUCGGCGGCAUUGACAUGAAGGUGGACGAGAACGAGAUCAGAGAAUUCUUUGCCAAGUACGGGUCUGUGAAAGAAGUGAAAAUCAUCACUUAUCGAGGAGGAAUAUGCAAAGGGUAUGGUUUCGUUUAUUUCAGCGAGGACGUUGAUAUCCAGACUAUCGUUGAUCAGCCGAUCAGUUUUAAAGGGAAAAAACUCAAACUGGGACCUGCCAUCAUGAAAGAGCGAAAUUCUCGUUCAGUGUCGUCUCCAAUGAUUGGUCCAACACAGUGGGUCAGCCCCACCCCAUAUGUGUAUUGCAGCUGUUGUCCCCCAGGCCUGGCCCCACCCUCACCUGUCUUCAAUGGAGGGAAUCAAUACAUGCAGCCUUAUUCUUACUCCAGUCCUCCAGGAUUUAUGGUCCCAACGGUGCCCAUGAACUAUGCACAGACCACAUAUGCCUACCAGUAUCCCCUGCCACAGUGGUGUGGAGAGCAGAGGACGAGGCUUGUCAAUCAGAACUAUGUGGAUUGUGGCGUCCAGACUUUGCUAACCCUUCUGUAGCCAAACCUUCACUCUUUUUUUGGGUAGACCCCCAUAGAAGCAGAGGAGAACAACUUGAUGGAGAUCAAGCAGUGCACUUCAUUGUCUGUGUGUUUUCAAACACAGUUGCAGAUAGGGUCAUCCUGGGUGUGAUGUGAAGGUGUAUUUUGAGGGGGUGACGUUGAUAUGAUCAUAUGAUCAUACUGUAACCCAAGGCCUCACACAUCCACACGCUGAAACAUUUAACAAGCUUUGUUCACUUUAGCCUAUUACGCCCAUUUAUUUGUAUUGUCUGUUUUUUUUUGUUUGUUUUUUUCGUCAUGGCCAACUAACUUUAAAGACACUUUUAAGCUCACAAAUACAUAUUUAUAUUUUAUUUAUGUUUGCUUAUUUUAAAGUUUGACUCACUGUUGGUGAUGCACCAUAUGCAUUUAGGUAACUGUUUUGACAUGUUCAGUGUGUUUUUAAACAAAUGUUCAUUUGUUUACUGGUUCAAGCUGGCGAGUGUUCACUAUUAAAAUAGUUUUGUUUUGGGGGUUUUCACAUUCAGGGCACAUGUUCCAAUUUUCUCUUUUUGGUCGAGCACCAGGGUACAGUGGCUCCCCUUCUUUUUUUACUCUAUAAAUUUGCUUUCAUUUCAGUCGUUAUCACUGUACUUCCAUCAAUUUUUUCCUUAAUGCUGGUUUUCUUUCUCGUUAGUGCAGUUAAAAGGUGUAAAUAAAAUCAUUGCAUUAAUUCAAAAAUUACAAUACAAUUUUAUACUCAGCCCUGUAAGUCACAGCAGGUCACGGGACGGUUGACUUGUUUUAAAUUAAAGCAAUGACGGAAUAUUGAUAUCACUGUGAACACAGUCAGGCUGCCUUUUUCUAUUUUUCCAGCACUUUUCCGCACCAGUUCCCUUUAAUUGAGUUUUGUUUUUAAAAGUUUGUAAAGAGUUAUGGGUAUUGUUGUACUGAACACAAAGCACUGUCAUUUUAUACCUACUGUUACAACACUUGACUUUUUUUUUUCUUAUGGGGGGCUGAUUUAAUAGCUGUAGCACAUUCAUCACAUUUUUUAAAAAAAACGCUGACUUGAAUUGAAAUUUCACCCUUUUUUUUUUUUUCUUUUUUUCCUUCAUUUCCCAUGGCCUCAUGGGAAUUGUGGUUUCUAUUGUGCUAUAGUCUGAGAGCUUCUAAUCACUGUACUCUGGGUUUGCCGUGUAUAUAGGUUUUGGAUUUUGAUGUUGGCAUUGUAUGGUUUUGCUGUUUUUGUUAAUAAAAAAUAAAGUUGAAUUAACUUA